AUGAAGAUGAAGGAGUCAGAAAAUGUAUCUCACUACAUUACGUGCGUACAGACCGUGGCAAAUAAACUAAAUCGAAAUGGAGAAAUGUUACCCGAGACGCAGGUUGUGGAGAAGAUCUUGAGGUCGUUAACCGACAACUUCAAGAAUGUUGUAUGUGCGAUAGAAGAGUCAAAGGAUCUAGCGAAGUUCACAGUGGAUGAACUCGCCGGUUCUCUCGAGACACACGAGCAACUGUUUUAUGUAGGAGAUUUGGAGGAUAGAAAAAUUAUGGGUAGUUUUACGUCACAGGAGCUGUUUCAUGAUCCCGACGACUCGCGGGUGAUGUGUGUGAACGUCAAAGGCGUCGAAUUAGGCAUAAAGCACGCGGCGCCUGUGAUGAUACCCAGAGCUACCGACUGCAUAAUCUCGACUACUAGUGUGGCAGGCGUUUCAGAAGGAAUGGGUCCACACACCUACACAACAUCCAAACAUAAUAUUGUUGGCCUCACUAAGAAGCCCACGAACUUGGCCGCCAUGGUAUACGUGUCAACUGCAUUUUGCCAUUCGGAGUUGCCACGACGAUGCUCGUGA
Cucurbita pepo subsp. pepo (vegetable marrow) is the source of this 570-nucleotide messenger RNA. Lineage: Eukaryota; Viridiplantae; Streptophyta; Magnoliopsida; Cucurbitales; Cucurbitaceae. The record is from RefSeq and is a predicted model, not a curated record.